AUGGUAUUUUAUCACCGUUUAUCCAUCUUUUACCAAAAAAACCUUUUGAAAUUACCAUUAUUACCGAUUAAGUUCAAAUCAAGGAUCGUACCUUCGCAAAGAUUUUAUUCUGCAGAAUCUUCUGAUAAGACGCAUCGAAUUCCAAAUAUGAGUAUUAAAUCUGCAUUUCCUGAUACAUCCAAUCCAAUGGUUACGCUUGCUCGAGAAGGACCAUUAUUCAUUAUGACAAUGAAAACCGGAGAAAAUCGAUUUACAACAAAAUUUGUUGAAGCACUUUUUGGAGCUUUAGAUGAAAUUGAGAAAGUUCGUGAAGAAAAUGAUAGCGAACCUGCAGCACUCAUUACUACGGGAGAAGGAAAAUUUUUCAGUAAUGGAUUAGAUUUAGAACAUGCUAUUAGCGUACCAGGAUUUUUUGAUGAUUAUUAUUUGAAAUUAUUGACAAGGGUUUUGACAUUUCCUAUCCCUACCGUUGCUGCAAUAAAUGGACAUGCUUUUGCCGGAGGAUUUAUGUUUGCUCUUGCACAUGAUUAUCGUGUUAUGAGAAGUGAUAGAGGAUUUUUGUGUAUGAAUGAAGUUGAUAUUCCUUCUCCUCUUCAUCCUGGAAUGGCAGCGAUAGUUCGUAUUAAAAUGACACCAAAAACUUAUCGAGAUUGUAUUUUACAAGCUCAUAAAUUUACAUCAACAGAAGCAUUAGAACAAGGACUUGUAGAAAUCAUUGCAACAGAAAAUGAAGUAUUAGAAAAAGCAAAAGGUUUGGGAUUAAAAUGGUCUGGCAAAGCAAAAGCUGGUGCGAUUUAUGGAUCAUUGAAACAGGAAAUGUAUGUUGAAGGAAUUAAACAUAUGAAUUUGAAAAACUGGAGCUCAUCUGCACAUGAUGAUAUUGAAUCAAGUUCUGCAUUGGGUAUUCGUUACACAAUAUCGUUGUUGCAUAUGGGAGAAUUCGAAACAAAUAUGGGACACAGAAGGUGCUCUGGUUGUGAUUUAUUAAAGCUACAAAUCGAAUUAAAAGACACGAUUAUCAAAUCAAAAGAUGAAAAGAUAGCUUUAUUACAAGAAGCUUUAAUUAAGUCACAGAGAGAAUUAAUAUUGACUCUGAGAGAGGACCCUAAACAAUCCAUAAUGAGUGGUCGGUCACUUUCCGAACAAAAUAAUGAUGGUCGUGGUAAAAGUAAAUUGGAACUAGUUUAUAUAGAAAAUGAUUGUGAUCCUACUACCGAAUGGGUUCAUUCUAAUCAAGCAAAUACACUUGAAGAAUAUCGCAUUUAUAUUGGAUCCAUCAAAUCCGACAUAUCCAAAGUUAAUUUGAAACAAGCAUUAGAAGAGCAAUUUGGUCGAAUACUUCGUCUAGAUUUGGUGACCUCUAAGAACAUUGCUUUUGUCACUUUCGAAUCAUAUGAGAAUUACAAUGCUGCUGUAAAUCAAGGAAAUAUUUAUGUUGACGGAUGCUCUUGCACUAUUCAAGCUGCACUCUAUUAUACAAAAGAAAAAGUAGAAAAUUUUCAACUUCACUCUAAGGAUAUUAAUUUAGCCAAGACGCAUUUGCUCGCUUUAUCACAAAUAGAGAAACAUAAAGAAUACACGGGAUCAAGCGAAAUCACUUUAAAAGAUGAUGUUUUGUUGAAGGAAUAUCUCAAUUAUUGUGACAAGAACCUUGAUCUUCCAGUUCGCAUAUAUUUACAUUAUGGAAGAAAAAGGCAUACGAAGAACCUUGACCAUCAAAAUAUUAAUGGGCAGUUGAUAUCACCAGAUCUUGGAAUAUGA
Molecule: messenger RNA, 1761 nt
Organism: Funneliformis geosporum
Lineage: Eukaryota; Fungi; Glomeromycota; Glomeromycetes; Glomerales; Glomeraceae
Source: the annotation of a GenBank genome assembly